Lachancea meyersii CBS 8951 is the source of this 2604-nucleotide messenger RNA. Lineage: Eukaryota; Fungi; Ascomycota; Saccharomycetes; Saccharomycetales; Saccharomycetaceae. The record is from the annotation of a GenBank genome assembly.
AUGAGUUUUCAAUUGAACUUUAACAAGACAAAUAAUGGUACAGCUAGUGCUGCGCCAUUGUUCGGCAGUUCCAGUACACCAUCCAAGUCUUCAGAUACCGGAAAACCUCUUUUUUCAGGGUUUGGUCAAAAUCAGGGAGCUCAGGGAACUCAAAACACUGGAAGCUUAUUUGGGAAACCUACACAAGAAGGAGCAGCAACAACAACAACUUUUGGCAGUUCGCAAUCACAACUUUUUGGAUCGCUCGGUAGUAAGCCUGCAGCGUCGGGAUUUGGCUCUACGAACACUGCUGCGACAAGUGGGUCUGCUAACUUUAGUCCGUUCAAUGCCUCGAAAUCGGGAUUAGAGGCCGGUCAAGAAAAAACCCAGAACUCGCCAUUCUCUUUUGGUGCAGCUCCCUCGGGCCAAAAUAGCACUUUUACGUUUGGCAGCAGCACCGCCGGCAAAACCAGUUCUCCUUUUGGUCAAGGAGCCUCGACGCCAAGUGCAGGGCAAACCGCAUCUGAGCCUGUGAAGGACAGCAAGCCAGCUUUCAAUUUCAGCACAGGUAACCAAGCCACUGCAUCGACUGAUGCCAAUAACAAAAGCGAAGCCAAACCGACUUUCAAUUUCAGCACAGGUAACCAAGCUGCCUCAACCACUGACGCCAAGCCGGCUUUCAACUUCAGCACAGGUAACCAAGCCACCGCAUCGACUGAUGCCAAUAACAAAAGCGAAGCCAAACCUACUUUCAAUUUCAGCACAGGUAACCAAGCUGCCUCAACCACUGACGCCAAGCCGGCUUUCAACUUCGGCACAGGUAACCAAGCUUUCUCAUCCUCUGACGCCAAGCCGGCUUUCAACUUCGGCACAGGUAACCAAGCUUUCUCAUCCUCUGACGCCAACAACAAAACUGAAACCAAACCUCUCUCAUUUCAAAAUGCUGAAAAUAAAGACUUGUCGAAAGGAUUUACCUUCGGGGCUUCUACUGCUGGCUCUUCUUCCAAACCUUCGCUUGGAGGAUUUGGCGGUGCAACACAACCUUCAGCAAAAGCAGAAAGCACAGACACUAAAAAACCCGGUUUCUCCUUUACAAACGGUAUCGACGCCAAUGAGAAGAAGAACGAAGCUCCUGCUCCCGUCAGCUUUGGAGCUACUCCAAGCAAUGCAACUGAUAAGAAAGAGGGUGGAAGCUUUAAUUUUAACCCAAUAAAAGGCACUAGCAAUGAAAAACCUGCCUUUAACUUUGGGUCUUCCUCUUCGAGCGGCGUCACUGGCAACAAACUUGGAAUUGAUUCAGCUAAAUCUGAGCAAAAAGAUGCCAACAAGCCGACUUUCAAUUUCGCAGACAGCAGCAAGACAGGGUCUCUUUUCUCGGGUGCCACACAAAAUGAAGCUCCUAAAAACACCCCACUAUUCGGAUCUGUCGCAAGUAAAAAAGAAGCACCUCUUUUUGGAGCUAAAGGCGGGGACAAUGAAGCAAAUAAAUCAGAGGACAAAAAAGAGACGAAGAGCGAUCCCAAAGUCGGUUCAUUGUUUUCUACUGGCGAACCUUCGACAGCCGCAACAAAGGGUUUUAAUUUUGGAGCAAGUAGUAAAUCCGGCGCUGAAGCACAGCCAGGCAUUGCUGCAAAAUCCUCGACUCUGUUCGGGGGAUUAUCUGACAAAAAAACAGAGAAGCCUGCCGGUAAUGACAACAUAUUUGUCAAAAAACACUCCAUUGAUGAUGCGCAACAGGACUCUAAGCCCACUUCUACCACGGGGACGAUUAGUGACAAAAAGUCUACUUUGGGGGGGUUCUCGUUAGGAAAAGGAAGCAAUGACACAACCUCUUCUAAACCCGCAUUUACGUUCGGUGCGAACAAUUCUAAAGAGACCGCCACCACUGCUGCCGCCGAUAAUGAUAAAAAGACUGCCUCAUCUGCAGCUAAGACAUCGGAUAUAUCAUUCAGUGGCAAAAAAAGUGAGAAAAGCGAGGCCAAAAAAGAAGCGUCCACUGCUUCAGCUGGAACUCAGAAUACGCAGAAACCUGUUGACCUACAACCUGUUUCGCUUGACAAUAAGACUUUAGACGAUCUGGUGACCAAAUGGACUUCUCAGUUGAGCGGGUCUGCUGAGCAUUUUAGCAGUUAUGCUAACAAAGUGAAAGAAUGGGAUCAAGUUUUGAUGCUAGGCGGUGAGCAUAUUGGUCAGUUGUAUUCUGAGAUGGUAAUGGCGGAGCAAACUCAAAGUCGGGUUGAUCAAUCUCUCCAGUAUGUCGAACGACAACAAAGCGAGUUGGAAACCUUUCUGGAUAACUAUGAGAAAAAGGCCGAUUCCCUUCUUUCGGGCGUGUUUUCAUCCCCAUCAGGAUCAUCCGCCAAUAUCAACGACCAAAAAAGGCAACAAGUAUACCAAACUGCCCAGGCUCUGGAUGAUAACUUGACGUCUCUUUCGACAAACUUGUCAUCUUUGAUUUCAGAAAUUAACGGCGUUAGCGACACUUUCAAUAAGGCUACCAACAUGAGUGUUACUAAUGAAGACGAGAACACACAGCUGAUAAAACUAUUAAACUCUCAUCUAGAUGCAUUAAAGUCGCUGGACAACAGUUCAGAGUCCCUGGAGAAUAAAAUUAGAUCUCUCUAG